Messenger RNA from Ochotona princeps (American pika), 1103 nucleotides. Its product is annotated as mitochondrial import inner membrane translocase subunit Tim8 A-like. Lineage: Eukaryota; Metazoa; Chordata; Mammalia; Lagomorpha; Ochotonidae. The record is from RefSeq and is a predicted model, not a curated record. Bases 468 to 761 code for a protein of 97 amino acids. The transcript has 2 exons.
AAGAUCCGUCCUGGAUUUAAGUCUGGGAUCCGUAAGGCUGAAACAGCACCCUUAUUGGGAGGACAUGGGAAAGCUACCUGCUCUACCACGUCUUGCCCAGGCCCACCCCAGGAAGGGGACAUCUUUUAAGCUCCUGGAUGCCAUAGACCCUGGUUUCAUUACUGUCAAACCCUCUACCUUCUCAUUUAACUCUCAUAGCUAAUAUUUUGUUAUCCAGAUGAGGUCAUUACUCAAAAAGAGCAAGAAAUUUGUCCAAGCUCAACCAGAAUAGAACUGGAACCGCAGCAGCAGUAGGUGAGGAGAGUGCCACUUUCCCAUCCUCCAUUCCGGGAAGACUCAAUGCAAUAAUCGCAUAUUUGAGGAAUCUUUGAGAAGUUCAUGGGACGUGGCUCUGGCUCCGUUGCCCAGACACGUAAAGGCGGGAGAGCUGGUGUGGAGGCCGUCUCGGCACGCGUGCCUGCACAGGGAUGGAUUCUUCCUUGUCUUCGGCCGUGGCAGGUUUGGGCGCAGUGGACCCACAGCUGCAGCACUUCAUCCAGGUCGAGACCCAGAAGCAGCGCUUCCAGCAGCUGGUGCACCAGAUGACCGAGCUUUGCUGGGAGAAGUGCGUGGACAAGCCUGGGCCGAGGCUGGACAGUCGGGCCGAGGCCUGCUUUGUGAACUGCGUGGAGCGCUUCAUUGAUACAAGCCAGUUCAUCUUGAACCGACUGGAGCAGACGCAGAAAGCCAAGCCAGUCUUCUCAGAAAACCUUUCUGACUAACAGCAUUACCUCUUUGGGAAGGAAGGGUAGUUCAGGCAUGAAGAGCCGUCGAAGGGAUGAUUGAGUAAGCACAAUGGGGAGCUUGGUUUCCAGUCUUUGUCAUGCUUUCAACAUCUUGUCAUUGAAGAGGAACAAAGACCAGUCAUUUUGUUUGCUGGAUUUGUAGCUCAUGUGUAAUUGGUUGUGCUUUUUUACCGUAUUUGUGUGAAAUAAUUGAGUGGGAAACUCAGAUGUUUGUUACUGUAUUGGGGGCUGUGUUUUUCUCAGUGUCCCCUUUAGUACUUGUUACAAUUUGACAGUGAAACAAUUUUUCUAUAGUUUGAUAGUAAAAACAAAAUCUCA